Molecule: messenger RNA, 2951 nt
Organism: Acanthopagrus latus (yellowfin seabream)
Lineage: Eukaryota; Metazoa; Chordata; Actinopteri; Spariformes; Sparidae
Product: syntaxin-12-like
Exons: 11
Coding region: 456-1262 (268 amino acids)
Biological process (GO): vesicle-mediated transport; intracellular protein transport; vesicle fusion
Cellular component (GO): endomembrane system; synaptic vesicle membrane; SNARE complex
Molecular function (GO): SNARE binding; SNAP receptor activity
Source: RefSeq, a predicted model, not a curated record
GUGUUUUAAAUGCUUAUUAAAUGAUUGUAGAUGUUUCUACACCACACUGGGAGGGAUUCUCUGUGAGAGUGUGAAUCACUGAUUUUUUGUGUGACGUUCCAGGAGUGUCAAAUCCACGCUCACCAGAGACAGUCCCGGCAAAGGAAGAAAGAAGACAAGAACAGCAUGACGAGUAGUCAGUGAACAACACACCGAGAAGCUGCGUUGACCACAUCUCUCGUGGACAGUGAACGCAGCGUCAAACCAACGUCGGAUUAGGCUCUGGACGUGUGACGUCACGGACGGGCUGGGCUUGCUAAUUGUGACAGAAAUAUUUAUCCGAGGCGUCUGGAGAAACAAACACCGUCGACGUCUUUCUCACCGCCAAAAAACAGUGAGGAGGAAGGACAGAAGGGCUGACGCAGAUUUCGGUUGUAACGGUUUUGUUUGGAGUGUGUCCCUGAGCUUCAGCCAAGAUGUCCUAUAUGAGAGGAGACAGCAGCUGGUCCCAGCCGGCGGACUUCGGCAGCCUUAUCCAGACAUGCAGCUCCAACAUCCAGAAGAUCAGCCAGAACUCUGGUCAGAUCAAAAAUCUCCUGUACCAAAUGGAGGUGAGACAAGACACCUCAGACCUCCAGGAGAAGCUCCAACAGCUCCAACACUACACCAAUCAGCUGGCUAAAGAAACCAACACACACCUGAAGGAGUUGGGCUCACUUCCUCCAUCCCUGUCCCCAUCAGAACAGCGGCAGCAGAAGCUGCGGAAGGAGCGCCUGAUGAACGAUUUCUCUGCAGCCCUCAACAACUUUCAGGUGGUGCAGCGCAGGGCGGCAGAAAAAGAGAAAGAGUUAGUGGUCAGAGCUAGAGCUGGAUCCAGAGGCAUGGGAGACAGGGGCAACAUGAAUGAACAGCUGGUUGCAUUUGAAAAGGAGGAUGAUUGGGGUCAGAGCCAGACUCAGACUGAGGAGCCCGCCAUCAAAGAGGAGGACCUGGAAAUCAUCAAGGAGAGAGAGACUAACAUCAGACAGCUGGAGUCCGACAUCAUGGAUGUGAACCAGAUCUUCAAGGACCUUGCUGUGAUGAUCCACGACCAGGGAGAGAUGAUUGACAGCAUUGAGGCCAAUGUGGAGAGUGCAGAGGUCCAUGUAGACAGAGGAGCCGUCCAGCUACAGAAAGCAGCCUAUUACCAGAGGAAGUCCCGUAAGAGGAUGUGCAUGCUGGCCAUGGUGCUGUCGCUGGUGCUCAUCAUCCUGAUCAUCAUCAUCUGGCAGGCCAUCAAAUGAGAGAAGCACACGCCACUGAUACCUUCAAAUGACUUCCAAUGUGUGUUUGUGUGUAUGCGUCAGAGAGCUGUAUGUGUGUCUGUAUAGACUUGACAUUCCAAUACAAAACAGUAAAAUCAUCCUCAGUGUAACAUUCUCCACCUGUAUCCAGUCACUAUGUUUGACUGAAUGUGGAUGUAUUUGUGUGGGGUAAACGACUGGGAACAACAGUGGGUUAUUAUUAUGUUAUUUUAUUACAUUGUUUGAAUUCUAAGUGCUGCAUUGUUGGCAACUGGACUUUUUGCAGUUUGUUGAAGAUGUUUCUCCUCUCAUCCAAGAGGCUUCUUCAGCUCUAAAUAACUGGAGGGGAGGUGCAGACUUUUAAACUCUGCGUGGGAGUGUCCUUAUAGAGUCUUUAAGGCCACUUACUGGUCGUCGACUUAACCGGCUUUCAUGUUGGUUGCUAAGGCUAGCUGAGCCCAGGAGUGAAGGGUUGUUAAGCUGACUGGAGAGAGAACUCAGUGCUGCAUUGUCUUAGUCCACCUCCUCUGUUCAAAGAAGUCUGUUCCUUUACUCCUAGAGGGGUAAAGGAAUCCAUCUGUGUCAAACUGGAAUGACUGUUUAAUAGCCUGCAACUGCCCUCCUGUUAGUUAGAACCGAAUGAGAGCUAAAUUAUCUUCAAGAAAUUGAAACAAGUUCGGUCGACUGCAAUACAGCGCUUUGAAUUACCAUGACCUGGAUGACUGAGAACCUUCAUCAGCAGUGUGUAUAUUAUUGCUUUUUUAAAGACUAACAGCAACAAGUCCAAGACUGAUAUGUGUUGUGAUAUGUGUAUGAUUAUGGCUACUUACAACACUCUCAGCACACCGUCAGACUGGAAAUGUAAAGGAAGUAUGUCUGGAUUGGCCAACAGUUUAGCUGUAGCUGUUAUAGCUCUGGGGACGACAGUUCUUUUGACUGUACCAAAUCAGAAAUAUCAGUUCAGCGAAAAGUUAAGCACAGAUUGUUCAUGUAAUCCUUCAGACUGUAGUCGCACAUACUGAAGUCCAAACUAGUAUGUAGGGCAUAUAUAUUUUCACUACACUUAGUUGUUAAACAAAAUAUGGAGGAGAGGAAGACUAGAGGGCUAGAGCUCACAUUCACUUUGUAGUACUAUUAAGAUGAUCCGUUCAGUUUGAACUUCCUCAUAGUUGUUCUAUUUUCCACACAGUGAAGUUGUGUGUGUGUGUGUGUGUGUGUGUGUGUGUGGCUGACUGACUGAGAGCUCAGCUUAACUGAUUAAUGAGCAGAGAGUUCAGAAAGUGAUUCAGUUCUGUUGGUUCACCCAAAUAAUGUAUUCUUUUGAAGGAAAUGUUUGUGAACAACAUAACACUGCUCCCCAGUGCAGACAGGAACUAUUAGGUACUUACUCAUGAAUGUUGGAUGAUGACUAUGCAUGGCUAAAUAAUCAUCUCAAGAGGGGCAAUGCUUCAGUGUUCUGUGUGUGUGUGUGUGUGUGUGUGUGUGUGUGUGUGUGUGUGUGUGUGUUAGUUAUUAAACGCAAUGUUGCACAAUUUUGUAUGAAUACUGUAAACCCUGUCUUAUUUGAAGUGUACCCUGAUACAAGUGUUGAAGGACAUAUGGACUGUUAGCAGCUGGUAGAAUGUCUGUCUUUAGUAAACUGUGUCACUGGAUCUGUCCACCCUCAAUUUAAUACAGUACCACCUAGUA